This is a messenger RNA of Emiliania huxleyi CCMP1516, 1098 nucleotides long. RefSeq lists its product as hypothetical. The transcript has 2 exons. Lineage: Eukaryota; Haptophyta; Isochrysidales; Noelaerhabdaceae. The coding region runs from base 1 to 1098 and encodes 365 amino acids. The record is from RefSeq and is a predicted model, not a curated record.
AUGGAUACCACCAAGAAGGAAGGGAUGAUGCAGACCCUCGCGCGCGCCUCACCGCUCGCGCCCUACCUCUUCAAACCAGACAAAAAUCCGCCAAAGGUGUCGAUCCGCGCAAUCAUCUUUUGGGGCAUCAUCGUGUACGCGCUCCAGGCCUUCCUUGUGGUCUGCAUUGCCGCCAUCUCGCUCAAUGACAAGAUUCAGGAGACCGCAAUCUUCAAGUCGCCAGCAGACGCGCCUGUCUCAGCGAGGGGCGCCUGGAACUGCACGCCGCUCAGCUCGUGGGACACCCGCGCCUUGUGGCCUGGGUCCGGGGCGGCAAAGACGUACGAGGGGGCAGGCGGGGCGUUCAGCGCCGUGGGGGAGGCCGCAAUGUCGGCAUCGGAGUGCAAAGCCAAGGUCAAGGAGGCUGCCUUCUGCACGACCUUUGCGGAGGGGUACGUCGGGCCAACGGGCAAGUGCUGCAUUUGGGGCAAUUGCGUCAACGGCGAUACCGAGCUGCCACCCUGUGGUGGGCUCAUCGAGCAGGACGACGGGUUCGGCGGGUACUGCGAUUUGGAGUAUUUUAAUACCGAUCCAGCAUUUACCAAUUGCUUCUCGUUCAACUUUGCAACUGAAUGUCCCGGAAAGGCGCCCCCAAUCUGCAACCUCCCAUCUCCUCCAGCAAAUACAGGCUGGAAGAACCCGAUGAUGGGCUAUCAGAAGAGCACUGCCGUCCUCGACUUGGCCAAGCUCGAGACCAAACUUCUCGACAUGGGCACUCCCGUUCCAGUCAACGACCCAGACGGAUGGCAGAGGCGCCGCUACGACCCGCGCGCCUCACCGAGCCGGCGGUGGCGAUCCAUCUGGCAGCUUGCCAUCGCAAACAUGUGCAACCAUCUCUCCCCCGAAGCGCAACGACUGUCACUGGCCCAGUUCACGCCCUUCUGCCUCGGCUCCUCGCUGCUCAUGCAGUCCGCGCUCGCGCCGGCGGUGACAAUCGCCAACCUACUCAACACUUCGAUGGAGUGGGGCAACAUCCGGUACGAGUGCCGCUGGGGGAGGGUGGUCGAGGUUCAGCACCCGCACUCGAGCCCCGUCCGCGUGUCACAGUCGCUGACCUGA